GUUCGCGUCUCAAGACGGCCCAACUCGAAACAGCAGCCAAGUCAAAUUUGUCAAAGUGUCGAUUCCACUAAAAAAGAGUUGCGACUCUCUCAUCCAGUCUUUAUUCGACUGUGAGUUGGUCAAGUCGGCUAGCCGGUUUUUGUGAAGGGUAUGUUUCUCAUUCUAUUCCGUAUUUUGUUAUUCAUUGAGAAUUUAUGCUGUGGCGAUUUGCGACACAUUCCACGACCACGACCACGAUAACUUCAUUGGACCAAUAAGUACCAGUGCCCCAUUCAUCCGAAUAGUGUUCCACUUUGUUUAGACCCUCUUGCGAUCGGCUCCUUUAUACGAUAUUUUCAAUCCAUCUUAACUGUCUCCAAUGUUCAUAAUCACCCUCUCCUUGAGCCAUUCCGUGAUGCUAAUAUGUCGCCCCGUAGGCAUCUCUCUGGAUUGCUAGCCAGGAGGCAGUUUACCAUGUCUUCUAACAGUACAAACGCCGACACGUCCACACCGGACGCAGUGUCGAGCCCGUCUGAUAGUCCGUCUAAUAGCCCGUCUGUGAGCCCGACUGAGACUACGUCUACCAGUCCUCCAGCUGAGACUUCCAGUAGUACACCACCACCUCCCGAAACCACUUCUAUCAGCACCUCCGAUCCGCCAACUCCAACUCCAGACCCGACAACAUCAACUUCUACUUCAGCACCACCACCGCCACCUUCCUCCACGUCUGAGACUACAAGUACUUCAGCCCCUGCACCGUCUACUCCUACGUCGACAUCGACAUCAGCCCCCCCAACCCCAACCCCCACGUCACCGACAUCGACACCGUCUAGCUCUACUUCGGAGGCUCCAACUCCGACUCCAACAAGCGUGAUCAUCACUACGACGCAAAUAACCACUGGGGAAGAUGGAAGCACACAAUUUAUCACCGUUACCUCAACCCAGGUGACCGCGCAGCCUGCGCAGCCGACAAGUCAGACAUCUACGGCAGGCCCAUCUGACGCAAUUAUAUCCCCAGGUGCUUCUAGCUCGCCCCAUAUGGGUGAGCAGGCCAAGAUUGCCGUUGCUGUUGUAGUUCCAAUUGCUGCUGUGGCGUUGCUAGUUGCUGCCGGUAUCUUCUUCUGGAGGAGACGAAAGCAACGAAAGGAUGCUGCAGAGGAGAGGCGGAAAGAAGUAGAAGACUACAGCUACAACCCAAAUGACGACCCGACUUUGCCGGAAGUAGGAGCCGCUGGUGCCGCAGGAGCCUACGAGAUGAAGGAAGAUGGAUCAGGCUAUCGUGGAUGGGGAUCUACCACUCUGGCGGGUUCAACUGGGAGAAAAGCUUCCACCACAAUGUCUGGUGGAGCAGCAGGUGUGGCCUAUUCAGAUGCAACAUCACCAACCAGGGGUAACUUUUCUGAUACGAGAUCAGGAGAUGGCCUAGUGAACGAUCGUUCUGGCUCGCCAACUGAAGGUGAGAUCCUCGGCGCCAUGGGCCCAACUACCGAUGGCAAUAACGGCACCGGUGAUGUUCGCCGUGGACCCUCCAAUGCCUCGUCGUCCUAUAGUGCAGCCGGCAGAUCAGAUGGCUCUGGGGAGAAUGGCGCCUCUUACGGAGGUCCGCCUUACCUAGAUCAAUACGGCGGGAACAACCCGUAUGCUGACGGCGCAUACGGACAACCUGUUAUACGGGACAACCCAGCUCGACGCAAUACCCGCAUUGAGAACCCGUCGCACUAUCCCCAACAAAGCACCGGUAUCUCUCAAAAUUUUUGAUUUCUCUGUACUGGUUUUCCGUUACUGUUCAGAUGAUACCCGAACCUGGACAACAAUAUAUCUUCUCUCGGGCGACGGUAUUAUGUCGUGUUUUA
This is a messenger RNA of Daldinia decipiens, 1832 nucleotides long. RefSeq lists its product as uncharacterized. NCBI's taxonomy places the organism in Eukaryota, Fungi, Ascomycota, Sordariomycetes, Xylariales, Hypoxylaceae. The record is from RefSeq and is a predicted model, not a curated record. The coding region runs from base 403 to 1737 and encodes 444 amino acids. The transcript has a single exon.